UUUCACCGGAAGGAAAAAACAACCCCAAAAUUAUAAAACCGAACAGAGGGUUUUUUAAUCUUUUGGCUGUCAGAAGAAACUUCUUUUUUCUCUUUGGUCGAAUCUCUCUGAUACUUCAGUCCUGAACUCUCUGAAACACCACCACCAUCACAGGCACAGAGAGAGAAGAAGAAGAAGAGAAUGACCACAGCUGCUUUCAACUUAGCUCUAAGAAACCCGUCGACUUUCAUUCUUCCAAAGUCUCCAAACCCUACAAAGCUUAGGGUUUGCACUCUCAGAUGCUCCUCCGCCACCGCAAACGUGGUCCCAGGUUUGUCAGAGAGACCUUGGAAGACUUCAGAUGCUAGACUUGUGCUUGAAGAUGGUUCAAUCUGGAGAGCAAAGUCAUUUGGUGCUUCAGGAACCCAAGUUGGUGAAGUUGUAUUCAACACAUCCUUGACCGGGUAUCAGGAAAUUCUUACAGACCCUAGUUAUGCUGGUCAAUUUGUCCUGAUGACAAACCCGCAUAUUGGAAAUACUGGCGUGAAUUUUGAUGAUGAAGAAUCAAAGCAAUGCUUCCUUGGUGGUCUAGUGAUCAGGAGUUUAAGCAUCAGUACUUCAAAUUGGAGAUGUGCAGAAACACUUGGUGAUUAUUUAGCCGAAAGGAAUAUCAUGGGAAUUUAUGAUGUUGACACACGUGCUAUCACCCGCAGAUUAAGACAAGAUGGAAGCCUUGUUGGUGUUUUGAGCACAGAAGAGUCGAAAACAGAUGAGGAAUUAUUAGAAAUGUCUCGUUUGUGGGAUAUUGUUGGGGUCGAUUUAAUAAGUGGUGUGUCAUGCAAGGAACCUUAUGAAUGGGUGGAUAAAACAAAUUCAGAGUGGGAAUUUAACUACAGUGGAAGAGAUGGAGAGGCUUUUCAUGUUGUUGCAUAUGAUUUUGGAAUCAAACAUAACAUACUUAGGCGCUUGGCUUCCCAUGGCUGUAAAAUUACUGUUGUGCCUUCAACAUGGCCAGCAUCAGAGAUUCUUAAGAGGAAACCAGAUGGGGUUCUUUUCAGCAAUGGCCCUGGAGACCCGUCUGCUGUUCCGUAUGCUGUUGAAACAGUCAAGGAGAUACUUGGAAAGGUUCCUGUUUUUGGAAUUUGCAUGGGUCAUCAAUUGCUUGGCCAGGCAUUAGGUGGUAAAACAUUUAAAAUGAAGUUUGGUCACCAUGGAGGAAAUCAUCCAGUACGUAACCUUCAUAGUGGACAUGUUGAGAUCAGUGCUCAGAACCACAACUAUGCAGUUGACCCUGCAUCACUUCCAGAAGGUGUAGAAGUCACUCAUGUCAAUCUCAAUGACGGAAGCUGUGCUGGUCUUGCCUAUCCUGCACAAAACAUCAUGUCUCUUCAAUACCACCCUGAAGCAUCCCCAGGACCUCGUGAUUCAGAUUAUGCUUUUGGGGAAUUCAUAAAUCUGAUGAAGAAAGUGAAAGUAAAUGCAUGAAGGCUAUGCCCCAACUUUAUUGAUGGAUGACAUGCCUAAGGUAGCGAGGGCUCGAACGGUAGUUCAAUAAUCGAUCUACUGCUCUUAUCUAUUUGUUUUGCGGGUGCGGUUUCAGGUGCAGAAAACUAGUGAGGAGUGUGCUUCCCACCUUUUUCAUUUUGUAGCAUCGUGAUUUUGCUAGUGGUUGUGAAGUAAAAAAGAUUUACGUUGCUUAGACACCCAGUGAAAUUUAUAAAACAGCAUUCCUCACUUGGAGUUGUAUAAUUAUUACCCAAUUGGUUUUGUUUUGUUUGCUUUCUUACGCGAAUUGGGGUUAAAUAUAAUGGUUAUUCUAUA
This is a messenger RNA of Prunus mume (Japanese apricot), 1800 nucleotides long. Its product is annotated as carbamoyl phosphate synthase small chain, chloroplastic-like. The record is from RefSeq and is a predicted model, not a curated record. Gene Ontology annotation, cellular component: carbamoyl-phosphate synthase complex; cytoplasm. Gene Ontology annotation, biological process: L-glutamine metabolic process; L-arginine biosynthetic process; 'de novo' pyrimidine nucleobase biosynthetic process. NCBI's taxonomy places the organism in Eukaryota, Viridiplantae, Streptophyta, Magnoliopsida, Rosales, Rosaceae. Gene Ontology annotation, molecular function: carbamoyl-phosphate synthase (glutamine-hydrolyzing) activity.